Molecule: messenger RNA, 1830 nt
Organism: Gastrolobium bilobum
Lineage: Eukaryota; Viridiplantae; Streptophyta; Magnoliopsida; Fabales; Fabaceae
Product: indole-3-acetic acid-amido synthetase GH3.10-like
Exons: 4
Coding region: 1-1830 (609 amino acids)
Cellular component (GO): cytoplasm
Molecular function (GO): acid-amino acid ligase activity
Source: RefSeq, a predicted model, not a curated record
AUGGAACCAAGUCUCAGUCUCAGUUAUAAUAAUAAUACCAGCACCAAUAGCAAUUGCAACAGUGGUUCUGAUAUCGUUACCUGGUUUGAAGAUGUAUCCAAGGACGCUGGUUCAGUUCAGACUCAGAUGCUAUGCCAGAUUCUGAAGCAGAACUAUGGUGUGGAGUAUCUGAAGAAAUGGUUGGGAAACUACAAUAUCCCAGAGAUGGAUGAUGCAUGUGCAUUGGAAUCUCUUUUCACUUCUUUGGUUCCCCUUGCCUCACAUGCAGACUUUGAGCCAUAUAUCCAAAAAAUUGCAGAUGGAAACACAGGUCCUAUACUCACUCAACAACCCAUAACCACUCUUUCCUUAAGUUCUGGAACCACAGAAGGAAGGCAAAAGUUCGUACCCUUUACAAACCAUAGUGCACAAACUACCCUUCAAACAUUCACUUUAGCAGCAGCCUAUAGAUCAAGGAUUUAUCCAACAAGGGAAGGAGGUAGGAUUCUUGAUUUCAUAUACAGCAGCAAUCAGUUCAAAACAAAAGGAGGCAUAGCAGUAGGAACAGCCACAACACAUUACUACGCAAGUGAAGAAUUCAAAAUAAAACAGGAGAAAACAAAGUCAUUUACUUGUAGUCCAUAUGAUGUUAUUUGUGGUGGGGACUAUAAACAAUCCACGUACUGUCACCUUCUCCUUGGUCUCUUCUUCUCUGAUCACGUAGAGUUUAUUUCCUCAGCUUUUGUCUAUGGCAUAGUGCAAGCGUUUUGCAGUUUUGAAGAGCUUUGGAGAGACAUCUGCAAUGACAUUAGAGAUGGUACUCUGAAUUCAAGAAUAAUCAAACUACCCAAAAUGAGAGAUGCUGUUUUGGGUGUAAUCUCUUCAAACCCAUCUUUGGCUUCAAAAUUAGAAACAGCUUGCCAGGAGCUAGAACUGGUGGGUUGGUUUGGUUUGAUUCCCAAACUUUGGCCAAAUGCUAAGUACAUAUGUUCCAUAAUGACAGGUUCUAUGCAACCAUACUUAAAAAAGCUUAGGCAUUAUGCAAAUGGGUUGCCUUUAGUUAGUGCUGAUUAUGGCUCAAGUGAGAGCUGGAUAGGGGUUAAUGUGGAUCCUAGUUUGCCCCCGGAGGAAGUAACAUUUGCUGUAGUUCCCACUUUCUCUUACUUUGAGUUCAUACCACUUCACAGACAGAAACAAGAUUGCAUUUCAGUUACUGAUGAUUUCAUGGAAGACAAGCCAAUCCCACUAUCCCAGGUUAAAGUUGGACAAGAAUAUGAAAUAGUCCUCACAACUUUCACCGGGCUAUAUAGGUUCAGAUUAGGAGAUGUGGUGGAAGUGGCUGGUUUUCACAAUGGGACCCCAAAAUUGAACUUUAUAUGCAGAAGAAAACUAAUUCUAACAAUAAAUAUAGACAAGAAUACAGAGAAGGACCUUCAAAUAGUGGUAGAGAAGGGGUCACAGUUACUAAACAAGACCCCCCAAGCUGAGCUAGUUGAUUUUACUAGCUAUGCGGAUGUGUCUAAUCAACCAGGGUGCUAUGUCAUUUUCUGGGAGAUCAAAGGGGAGGCAGAGGAUAAUGUACUUAACGAGUGUUGCAGAGAAAUGGAUGCAGCUUUUGUUGAUCAUGGUUACGUGGUCUCAAGAAAAACCAGUUCAAUAGGUCCAUUAGAGCUUCGCAUUUUAGAGAGAGGAACUUUCAAGAAGAUUUUGGACUAUUUUGUAUCAAAUGGAGCAGCUUUGAGCCAGUUCAAGACCCCGAGGUGCACUCACAAUCCUGUCCUCCUCAAAAUUCUUAAUGCAUGUACCAUCAAAACUUUUCGCAGCACUGCUUACACUUCAACCCAACCAUAA